CCCCGGGCGUCCCGCCGCGGUCUCGCCUCCGCCCGGCUCUUGCCGUACUGGCGGUGGCGCUGCUGGGCGGGCAUCAGUGCCUGCCUCUUGGGCAGCAUUGCCAGCCUCUGGCUCCGGCUGGUCCGACUCCGGCCCCGGCCCCAGGCCCGCCUCCGACUCCGACUCCGGCCCCGGCCCCGGCCCCGGCCCCGGCCCCGGCCCCGGCCCCGGCCCCGGCUCCUCCCGGGACCCGCCGCGGACACAGACGGCGCGACCGCUCCCGCCGCGUCCGCGGCGUCUUCCCCGGUCCGAGCUCUUCCCCUCGGCAGCGCGGCCCCCGCCCCCGAGCUGCCGGUGUCCCCUUCGAAAGAGGCAACAUCUGGGGAUACCCGGCCCGGGGCGGUUGAGGAGCGGCCGCGGGCCGUUUCUGGAGCCGGGCCGAGCGCUGACAGCCGCGUGUCGCCGGCAGGGAAGGCGCAGCAGGGCCUGACGGAGCGCUACCGGGUGGGCUCGCUGCUGGGGCGCGGCGGCUUCGGCAGCGUGUUCGCGGCGACGCGGCUCUCGGACGGCGCCCCGGUGGCCAUCAAACGGGUGCCACGGAACCGCAUCCGUCAUUGGGGCGAGCUGCCCAACGGCACCAGCGCACCACUCGAGGUCGUGCUGCUGGACAAGGUGUCCACCGGCUUCCCUGGUGUGGUGCAGCUCCUCGAGUGGCUCGAGCUCCCCAACAACGUGGUGCUGGUGAUGGAGCGGCCGGAGCACUCUCAGGACCUGCUUCGUUUUAUUCGAGAGCGGGGCUUCCUGUCAGAGGAGGUGGCACGGGAGCUCUUCCGCCAGGUCCUGGAGGCCGUGCGGCACUGCACCAGCUGCGGGGUCCUUCACAGGGACCUGAAACCAGAGAACAUCCUGGUUGACCUGGCCACCGGCCAGGCCAAAUUGAUUGACUUUGGCUGCGGCACCCACCUGCAAGACACAGCCUACACCCGCUUUGCAGGAACACCAUCGUACAGCCCCCCGGAAUGGAACCACUUUGGCUGGUACUACGGCGAGGCAGCUACCGUCUGGUCCCUGGGCAUCGUGCUGCACCAGAUGGUCUGCGGGCAGCACCCGUUCCCGAAGGGCCGGAACAUCAGCUGGGGCCAGCUGUCGCUCCCACAACGGCUCUCUCAAGACUGCAAGGAACUCAUCAGAUGGUGUCUGUCCCUGCACUCCUUGGACAGGCCCUCAUUAGAAGACCUGUCGUGUGAUCCUUGGCUGCAGGAUAUUCACCAUCCGUAGAAGAAGGGAGAGAGCCACAGGCACACUUUGAUCCAGGGAGCCGCCGCAGGGAAGAAGGAGCCCCUGGAGAAGCUGUGCCAGGUGGGGCUGCUGCGUCUGGAGACAUGGAGGACGACGUCAAGGAUGACGAGCUCUUCCU
Molecule: messenger RNA, 1396 nt
Organism: Corvus hawaiiensis (hawaiian crow)
Lineage: Eukaryota; Metazoa; Chordata; Aves; Passeriformes; Corvidae
Product: serine/threonine-protein kinase pim-1-like
Exons: 6
Biological process (GO): protein autophosphorylation
Cellular component (GO): cytoplasm
Molecular function (GO): ATP binding; protein serine/threonine kinase activity
Source: RefSeq, a predicted model, not a curated record